CUAAAGUAUCAAAGAAGCUGGUACACAACCUUAUUCAUGAUCGUGUGAUGCACAACCCACUUAUCAAGCCUCGCGAAAUUGAAGAUUAUAUAAAAGUUGGUGCUGGUGUUAAUAUCAAAUAUCACCAUGCAUAUCAUGGUUUGGAACGGUCACACCAUGAAAUUUUUGGGAAUGAUGUAAAGUCUUACUCUGAUCUGGUUUGGUGGGUGAAUUCAUUGAAAGAAACAAAUCCUGGCUCUUAUGAGGAUUUUCAGUUUAACCAUGCAACUCAGACAUUUGAAAGGUUAUUCAUUGCAAUAGGCGCUUGUAUUGAAGGUUAUAGACUUUGUCGACCAAUGAUUUUUGUUGAUGCAACUUUUCUGACCGGGAGAUUUAGAGGUACCCUUAUGGCUGCUACUUGUCUGAAUGGGAAUCAAGGUUUUUAUCCGCUAGCCUUUGCAUUGGUCCCAGGAGAGGAUGUUGACAAUUGGGAUUGGUUUAUGUGCAAUCUUAGCAACAUUGUUGAUGACCGUCCUAUCACCUUUAUGUCUGAUCGUCAUGAAGGAUUGUUGAGGGCUAUUCCUAAACACUUUCCUACUUCCCAUCAUGGCUAUUGUUACUACCACUUGCAAGGAAACUUACCAAUCAGGAAAUCGGACGAGAAGUACAAAGAAGUUAUGGCUUGUUUCAAAAACAACUUAUGCUAUCUACACCACACAGCAAUAUGA
Molecule: messenger RNA, 707 nt
Organism: Papaver somniferum (opium poppy)
Lineage: Eukaryota; Viridiplantae; Streptophyta; Magnoliopsida; Ranunculales; Papaveraceae
Exons: 2
Coding region: 48-707 (219 amino acids)
Source: RefSeq, a predicted model, not a curated record